UGCGCAUGCGCACCCAGACUUGUGUGAAGCACAAGGGAGGAAGUGCUCUGGAAGGUAACACCUUCGGAAGAGUUUGCUGGAGCCAUGGGGAAGCUCAAUGUCGUUUUGCUCCGAUACCUUUCCCGGGAGCACUUCAGGGUGUUAACUGCGGUUGAGAUGGGUAUGAAGAACCAUGAAAUAGUUCCUCCUAGCCUGAUUGCCUCCAUUGCCAGCCUCAAACAUGGGGGAUGCAACAAAAUUCUGAGAGAAUUAGCAAAACACAGGCUCUUGGCUUAUGAGCGAAUUAAAACUGUUCAGGGCUAUCGAUUAACUAAUGGAGGAUAUGAUUAUCUUGCCUUGAAAACUCUUUCUUCUCGACAAGUUAUCAGUUCGGUUGGAAACCAAAUGGGUGUUGGAAAAGAAUCAGACAUUUAUAUUGUUGCAAAUGAGGAAGAGGAGCAACUUGCACUAAAGUUACAUCGACUUGGGAGAACAUCCUUUCGGAACUUAAAAAACAAGCGUGAUUAUCAUAAACACCGGCACAAGAUGUCAUGGCUUUAUCUGUCACGGCUGGCUGCAAUGAAAGAAUUUGCCUACAUGAAGGCUUUGCAUGACAGAAAAUUUCCAGUUCCCAAGCCAUAUGACUACAAUCGACAUGCAGUAGUAAUGGAACUUGUCAAUGGAUACCCACUAUGUCAAGUGCAUCAACUUGAAGACCCUGCUUCUCUAUAUAAUGAGUUAAUGGAAUUAAUUGUCAAGCUUGCUAACCAUGGUUUGAUCCAUGGGGAUUUUAACGAGUUCAAUCUCAUGUUGGAUAAUGAAGAUCGGAUCACAAUGAUAGAUUUCCCUCAAAUGGUGUCUACCUCACAUCCAAAUGCAGAAUGGUAUUUUGACAGAGAUGUGAAAUGCAUUCGUGAUUUCUUCAUGAAGCGCUUUGGCUUUGAAAGUGAACUUUAUCCAACAUUCAAUGAUAUUAGGAGAGAAUGUUCUCUUGAUGUUGAAAUUGCGGCCAGUGGUUAUACCAAAGAAAUGCAGGAGGAUGAUGAGCUGCUUCACCCAGCUGGCCCUCAUGAUGAGGGUCAUGAAACUCUUGGUGCGCAAAACCCCGAAGAGGGAAUAACUCUGGAUAAUGGCACAGAUCAAAAGACUGGUGCGGACUUCACAGAUGAGGCGCAAGAAGCCUCUGAAGUUUUGGAACAGACCAGUGAAGAAGACAGUGCAGAUGAAAGUGAACAAAGUUUGGAGCUGCGGGAGCUCAGCGGUGCCUUACAACAAGUUGAAGGACAAAUUAUUGCUGCUGGCGAUGGGGCUAAUGCAGAAGGCUCUGUAAUUGAUUUUUCUGAAGAUAAAAAGAAAAUUGAAAAAUCUACCAAAAUUGGAGAUCAGACAGGUCAAGGAGAAGAUCCUGCUGACAAAGAAUAUGAAGAUGAAUGCCCUGAUCUGAUUGACUUGUCUGCAGCAAACAAAGAAUUCAAGCCUUUCAGAGAUGAAGAGGCCUUGUUUCACAUCAAUGACCACAGAACAAGAACCACAAGUGUGACUUCAGUUGGCAGCGCUGGAAGCCGGUCAACAAUUCCUCCAGAAUUGGUCAGACAGAAGAUCAAGCGCCAGCUGACUAAGCAGCAAAAAGCUACAGUCAGACGGCGUCUGCAAAAAGGGGAGGCCAAUGUGUACACUAAACAACGGCGGGAGAAUAUGCAUAACAUCAAGUCAAGUUUGGAUGCAGCCAGCUUCUGGGGCUGACAACAUGCAGAAAUGCUUUCUUCUCUUCCUUUGUGUUGCAUAACACCAAAAACAAAGGGUCCAGUUCUUUAUAUUGUAACCCAGAUAUAUUUUGGAUCCAUACAUGGUGAUUAAAUAUCAAUCUAUAUACAUAUAAAAGUCAAA
This is a messenger RNA of Anolis sagrei ordinatus, 1866 nucleotides long. RefSeq names its product RIO kinase 2 (gene RIOK2). Lineage: Eukaryota; Metazoa; Chordata; Lepidosauria; Squamata; Anolidae. Gene Ontology annotation, molecular function: ATP binding; protein serine/threonine kinase activity. Gene Ontology annotation, cellular component: preribosome, small subunit precursor; cytosol; nucleus. The record is from RefSeq and is a predicted model, not a curated record. Gene Ontology annotation, biological process: maturation of SSU-rRNA; protein phosphorylation.